UAAAAUUUGUGUGAGCGUUAGUUGUGUCAGUCGAAGUGGUGUUACUGGAAGCCGGGUCAAAAUGGCAAAUAAAUUGAGUCACAACACAAUGCAAACCAUUGGAAUGUUUACUUAUUCAUUUUUUAUCCACUGGAAUACAGUACCUUAUCGUUAUCCUCCACCAUUCAAGCCACCUUUCAAUAAAGAUAUUUUAUUGGUACUACAGUAUUUGCCAUGUUAUCUUUCGUUGUGGAACUUUGUUAUACAAUAUUCGUUCUUCAGUGUGGCCUUUUUCGCCAUAACGUCAGAUCUACUCGAUGUCUCACAGAUAGUUAAGAAACGGCUCGAGUACGUUAGAGUUGUGGUGUUUCAUUCAGCAGUGGUACCUUUCGGAGUGACAACUUUCUUUUUCUUUUGGACACUUUACGCAUUCGACAGAGAGCUGAUCUACCCCGAAUCGCUCGACCAGUUUAUUCCAGCUUGGAUAAAUCACACACUCCAUACACUUAUUAUGGUACCGAUUAUCCUCGAGUUCAUUUUACCCAAAAAACGACACUAUUUACCCGCCGAAAUUCCCAGUAUAAUCACCUUCGCUUUAUCAAUUAUUUAUGUAGGAAUGGUUUUUACUGUCCAUUAUUACCAAGGUGUGUGGAUAUAUCCUUUUUUAAACGGCAUGCACCCCAUAGUGCAUUAUGUGUUUGCCACAUUAUUUAUCAUGGGAACGACAGGGAUAGCACAAUUAGGAGCUCAUGCUCAGUAUAUGAGAAGUGCCAGCAGAUCCAGACGACGUUAAACUAGACGUAUUUUCUUAAUGAAAAGCAUUUUACAUGUCAAUUCAAAAUGGAUAAGUUCAUCUUCAUACAUUAUUGAAUUGAAAUGAAUUAUUGUAAACAAUUUUAAAAUUUGUUUAUUUUGAUAGAUGUUUUUAAAUUAA
This is a messenger RNA of Aethina tumida (small hive beetle), 913 nucleotides long. Its product is annotated as androgen-dependent TFPI-regulating protein. The transcript is spliced from 3 exons. The record is from RefSeq and is a predicted model, not a curated record. Lineage: Eukaryota; Metazoa; Arthropoda; Insecta; Coleoptera; Nitidulidae. Gene Ontology annotation, cellular component: membrane; endomembrane system. The coding region runs from base 62 to 772 and encodes 236 amino acids.